AUAUCUAUUAGGUUCCAUGUUCCAUGUCACAUUCUGCAAAGGUUAUGAUUUUGUAGAUAACAGAGGUCAGAUGGGUCAGACUUAUAGAUGUUUUUGUAAACAAUAAAAUUUGCAAAUCACACAUUUUCUUGAUUUGCAAAGUUGUACAUUCCAGAACAAAUAAGAAAGGUGGUGUAGACAAGUAAUUCAUGAUAGAGGUUCGUAGACGAUUUUUUAUAAUGUCAGAACUUACAAAUUCAAGAUAUAAUUGCCAGAAUGGGAUUGUGCAGCCUUUGCUCACGGAUUUGUACCAAAUUACUAUGGCUUACGCGUACUGGAAAUCCAAGAAAACUGAUGAUUAUGCAGUAUUCGACUUAUUUUUUCGCAAGAAUCCAUUUAGCGGAGAAUUUACAGUAUUUGCAGGCCUAGAAGAAUGUCUUAAAUUUAUCCAGAAGUUCAGAUUUUCUGACAGUGAUAUUGCUUAUCUCAGGCAAAUUUUACCUUCAAGUAUUGAAAAUGAGUUCUAUGAGUAUUUGAAAACAUUAACUGCUGACCAUAUAAAGUUUUAUGCAGUUAAGGAAGGCACAGUGGUUUUUCCAAGGAUCCCACUGAUAAGAGUAGAAGGCCAACUAGUAGUGGCUCAACUCCUUGAGACAACCUUGCUUAAUUUAGUUAAUUAUGCUAGCUUAAUGACAACCAAUGCAGCAAGAUAUAGACUAGCAGCGGGGCAUCUUAAAUUAUAUGAAUUCGGUUUGAGGAGAGCUCAAGGCCCUGAUGGAGGCUUGUCUGCUUCAAGAUACAGCUAUAUUGGAGGAUUCGAUGGAACAAGUAAUGUGCUUGCUGGAAAACUAUUCCAUAUUCCAGUUAAAGGCACACAUGCCCAUGCUUACAUUACCUCAUUCAACUCUAUUGAUGAAUUGCAGUUAACAAUGCUAAGAAAUAGUAAUACAGAUACUGAUGAAAAUUUUGUCCACCCAGUAUUAAAAUGGCGAGAAAAGUUGAUAUCAAUGUUUGGUGUAAUCCUUUCUGAAGUUAGUAAUGGCGAGUUGGCUGCAUUUAUUUCAUUUGCUAUUGCCUUUCCUGAUGGGUUCAUGGCCUUAGUAGACACUUAUGACGUGAAGAAAAGUGGUCUCAUCAACUUCUGUGCUGUUGCAUUAGGCCUGCAUGACUUUGGCUAUAAAGCUCUUGGUGUAAGACUAGAUAGUGGUGAUUUGGCAUAUCUAUCUAAUGUAGCUAGAGAAUAUUUCAACAAUAUUGGCAAUAAAUACAAUGUGCCAUAUUUUGGUAAAUUGGUAAUUAUGGCUUCUAAUGACAUCAAUGAGGAGACCAUUUUGAGUUUGAAUGAUCAGGAUCACAAGAUAGAUAGUUUUGGCAUUGGUACGCACCUCGUGACUUGUCAGAAACAGCCAGCACUAGGCUGUGUAUACAAGAUGGUGGAGUUAAAUGGUGAACCCAGAAUCAAGUUGAGUCAGGAUGUGGGUAAAGUAACCAUUCCCGGCAAGAAAGACGUAUACCGCCUUUAUGGGGCUGCACACUCUCUUAUAGACCUUCUUCAGAAAGCUGAAGAGUUGCCACCAGUCGCGGGACAAAAAACCCUUUGCAGACAUCCUUUCCAGGAGUCAACAAGGGCUUAUGUAAUACCAACCAAAGUGGAACAGCUUUUGACUCUCUACUGGCAAGACGGUGAAGUAUGCAACAAGCUGCCAUCUUUAGAAGAAACUAAAACACAUGUAGAAAAUUCGUUGAAACUUCUUAGGCCUGAUAUCAAGAGAUCAUUGAAUCCAACUCCUUACAAGGUCUCUGUUAGCGAUAACUUAUACUGUUUCUUGCACAAAUUGUGGCUUGACAAUGCACCAAUUGGAGAAUUGGCUUAGAACUAUUUCCACAUCGAGUUUUUUAUACACAAAUUUAAAAAACACAACGCAAAAUGUACAAUUACCUAGAACAGCCAUGAAAUUGAUUUGCCUUUUUAUUAAAAAAUUCUUCAUUUUGCCAUUUUCCAGGCAUAUCUAUGAAUGACUGGUCUCAAAAAUGAUGUUUUAGGACCUCACGAAAUUUAGUUUAUGGACAUUGGCAUUUUUUGUAGCAAAAUGUUACGUUAUAGAGGUAUUUAAUAGAUCAGAAAAUAACUAUUUCAAUACCAACUUCAGUUUAAGUUUGCCAGGCAAGUCGGGCUUCCAUACAAUAAUUCCAUAUUAUGUGCAGCUAAAGUGUAGUAAUAAAUUUCAGCACAAAACGUAUAUUCCAUUUUUUUCCAUAUUUAUUUGCCCAUUUUUUGUAUUUUGGCGAAUAAGUAUUAUUAUUAUUUUAUUUAUUAAUGCCAUAUUUUACAAUAUUUAGUAAUUUAGCUUUAGCCUUUUACAUUGAAGUCAGGUAGACUUGGCCUAGUAGGCUGUCAAUGUAAGACUCAGUUUGAAUGUCCUUUUUGUCUAUAAUCCUUAUUUUUAAGUAAUAUAUUACCUAUGCUUUAUGUUUUUAUUAUAAUGUUUUAUAGGGUUUUUCCAAAUAUUUUCACAGUUUUAUCAUUACUGAAUUUAUAUGGUGGCUGUGAUGAUCUAAAACCAGCAAAUAAUGAAGUAUUAUGCAAUAUUUGUUUCAUUAUAAAAUAUAGAUUUUAAUUGUUAUAAACAAGAUAUGCCUUAUAUUAUUAUGUAAUACUUAUGUCCUUGUUAAUAUUCAAAGAUUAAAGUAGUUUCAAAAGUAUGCAUGUUUUUGUCUGUUUUCUUGAGCCAUUUUUUAGAGGUUGAUAUAGAAAGCACGAUGCUUAAGACUGCCUAGAUAAUAUACAUAGAGUCGGCAGACCCAGGGACACUCGUCAAAAACAUGUUUCUAUCGUUUGAAGGGCAAAGGUAUGAGGCAAUCUAUGAUUUGUGAAAUAUGUCUAAUAGGUAGUGUUUGCAAAAAUAGACGGCAGAAUAUACGCGACCAAUUUAGAAAAAACUUGGCAGAGAAAGUGACUAAAAGUAGACAAGCAGCGGAAAAAAGAAAAAAAAUAUAAAUAUGAAGAUUGCUUGCAAUUUUUAAUUCCGUUUUUUUGCCGAGCGAGACACUCUAGUGUCUAAUGUCCAGUCUUCGAAUUCUGAUACGCCUGUGAACACAAUACAUGAAGAGACUGAAGAUGAAGGAAGUCAAUCACAAGCAGUGCAACCAACUACGGAGAUUUUAGAAACAAGCACGCCCACAGAAAACCAACCGCGUCCUGUAAUAAAAUCGCCGUCAGUUUCAACCAAAAGGAAACUUCCUGAGCAGGAAUCAGCCUCAACUACUUUAAUGAAAUAUAUAAUCGCUAGAGAAAAUAGUCAAAAAACAGAAAAUGUUCAUCCAGUUGAUGCAUUUUUUUCUGGACUCGCUGCCACUGUCAAGUCAUUUUCCCUAUAUUACCAACAUUUGGCAAAAGGUAGGCUAUUUCACGUGGUGCAAGAAUUGGAGGAGCAACAACUACUAAUAAAGUGUACAACGUAAUACCUUUGUCAUCUCCAUCGCCCGCUGGAACUUCAUUAGAUUAUACCCAAAUGUCAUCUAUGCCAACACCAUCACCGGCUGGGACUUCGUCAGAUUCUACCCAUACGAUUCAUCAGUUGCAGACAUUUGAAGCCAAUAACGCUAGACCAAAUGAAUCAAUAUGUAACUCUAAACCAAGAGAUUAUUUUCACAAUUUUCAAUGAAAUUAAAUUGUAAUAAUAAGUAAUAAUAA
This is a messenger RNA of Acanthoscelides obtectus, 3673 nucleotides long. The record is from the annotation of a GenBank genome assembly. Lineage: Eukaryota; Metazoa; Arthropoda; Insecta; Coleoptera; Chrysomelidae.